AUGACUGAGAAAGAAAGCUCCACCGCUCCUCCCCCUUAUGCCGCUGCACCGGCUGCCGCUCCUGCUGAGCACUUUAACAUCAAAGUGACGGACAACAACAACGAGGUUUUCUUCAAGAUUAAGCGCACUACUCCUCUCAAGAAGUUGAUGGACGCGUUCUGCGAUCGCCAGGGAAAGCAAAUCUCAACUGUGAGAUUUCUUUUCGACGGCACCCGUGUACGCCCCGAUGACACCCCCGAGGCUCUUGACAUGAACGACGGUGAUACUCUCGAGGUCCACCAAGAGCAAAUUGGUGGAUCUAACUAA
Molecule: messenger RNA, 306 nt
Organism: Penicillium taxi
Lineage: Eukaryota; Fungi; Ascomycota; Eurotiomycetes; Eurotiales; Aspergillaceae
Product: SUMO family protein SMT3
Exons: 2
Coding region: 1-306 (101 amino acids)
Biological process (GO): protein sumoylation
Cellular component (GO): septin ring; nucleus
Molecular function (GO): protein tag activity; ubiquitin-like protein ligase binding
Source: RefSeq, a predicted model, not a curated record